Messenger RNA from Prorocentrum cordatum, 1224 nucleotides. The record is from the annotation of a GenBank genome assembly. Lineage: Eukaryota; Dinophyceae; Prorocentrales; Prorocentraceae.
AUGCCGCAACGCAGCGGGCCCCCGCCGCGGCCCGAGGGGCGCCGCUGGACCCUGGUGGCGCUGCUGGGCGCAUGCGGCGGCGCCCCCCCCGCCGCCGGCGCGCUGCUGGCGGGGGGGCCCCAGGCGCUGACGCCCAGCGGCCCGCCCAGCCGCUACAUCUUCGUGUCGUCCCCGAGCAUGGGGAACGUUUACUACUCGCAACUCCCAUCUUUUCACGACCUCACGCUGCCCUCGGCGAAGCGCCCAGCCGUGGAGGCCACAGUACUGAUCGACGGCAAGGCGUCCAAGUGUGAGGGGUGGGGGUGCCCCGAGGACGCCGACGAGGGCCUGCGGGAGCCGAGGGCGCUCGCGCUGCACCAGCAGGCGAGCGGCGCGGGCACGCUGUACGUCGCCGACAGCCAGGCAGCCGCCAUCUUCUCCUACCGGAUCUGGAUGAACGAUAUCGGGAUCUCGGUGGGCCCGCAGCGCAGGGUGCUGACCAGCCUGAGUUAUUCCGUGGGCGCCAUGGCGCUGGACAGCCUCGGUAACCUGUUCUUCUCGGAGGAGGCCUGGGGGCGGCGCCAUCCGCAUGCUCGCCGCCUCGGAGGUCGCGAAGGGCGGCAAGGCGGCGGUGGCCGUGUACUCCGCGGCGGACGCCUCGGUGAAGGGCCCAGCCGGGCUCGUCGCCGACAACUUCUUCUCGGGGGCUGCUGCGGAGGUCUCUGGCCCAAGGGCGACACCAGCAGCGGCAUCGUGGCCCGCGCGCCUGAGCGUCGCGCCCAGGGCUCCAACGCGUCGGUGGAGGUGCUCGCCGCGAACAGCGACCUGUACCAGGAGAUCGCGGUGAACGUGUGCCUCGCGCGCGACAACCUGUUCUUCACGGGUGAGUCCGAGUACCUGUUCGCGGUCAAGAUCUCUGGGGGGAUGAUCGCCAACGUCUCCCGUGCGUUCUCCGCGCCGAAGGGCUGCGCCUACGACGGAGAGAGCACCCUAUACGUCGCCGACGCCGGCAGCAACGCGGUCUAUUCUCUGCCCGCGAACAUGGCAGCGCUCCGCCCAGUCAGGCACACGACCAAGGUGGUGUCGGUCGAGGGCCCAGACCAGAUUGCGAUCUUCCACACGGUGGGGGACGGCUUGCUGGAUCAGACGACAGGGGCGAUCCACGCCGCCGGCGCGGCCCCGUGGGGCCCGCGGGCCGCCGCUGCGGCGGCCUCGCUGGCCGCGGCCGCCGCGUGCUGCGCGUGA